CCCCAAUUCUAAAAACCAAGUUUUUCACACACAACUCAACUUCCAAAACAAAAAGAAACAACCCCUUUUUCAUUUUCAAAGUGUUUGAACACUACUUGACUCUAGAAAUGAAAAUGGGUAAUAGUGCUACUAUUGGAGGUUCAAAAAGAAGGUUAUCAUCAACAACAUCAAGUAGAGGACUUGGAGGAGUUCUCAAAGAACAAAGGGCUAGGCUAUACAUAAUAAGAAGGUGUGUGGUCAUGCUUCUAUGUUGGCAUGACUAAUUAAGUAGUUAGUUAAGUUGAGGUCUUUAAGACUUAGAAGUCCAAGCUUGCUUCCAUGCAAUUGAACAAGAUUGGUUCUUUCUCUUUUUUGCCUUUUCUUUUUACCUUCUUCCUUUAAUUCAUGGUGGGGUGUAAAUAGCUGACGGAUGGAUAUUAUGGGAGAGCGUAACAAUUUUUUGUUUGUCAUGAGUUGCUAGCCUAUUAUGUACAUUGGAAUAUCAAUGAAUUAUAUUAGUGAUUUAACAAUUUCAAUUUUGU
Cicer arietinum (chickpea) is the source of this 521-nucleotide messenger RNA. Its product is annotated as small polypeptide DEVIL 4. Lineage: Eukaryota; Viridiplantae; Streptophyta; Magnoliopsida; Fabales; Fabaceae. Gene Ontology annotation, biological process: negative regulation of cell population proliferation. The record is from RefSeq and is a predicted model, not a curated record.